AAAGGCAAAGAGGUCAAGAGGAGGGCGGAGAAAACCACGUGUGCUCGCCACCGUUUACAUCGCUGUGCUUCCGCCGGAGGCAUGUUUUUAUAAGCCUGUACCCUUCGCAUGUAGUCACCCUGCGCACGACAGCUUAAAAAAAAAAAAAAAGGAGACCAUUUUUUCCGCUUUUGUUCUUUUGCACAGUUGGCCAUCUCGAUUCGGUUUCGGAUUUGCGCAGCCACACUGACUGCCGAUAAUGGUUAGCAAGACAGAUGACAUCCCGGCGUCAGUGCCUAAUUGUAAUCCGGUUGAUCUUGCAAAUGAAGCUGAUGAUGGAGCUCUGGACGGCAACAGGACACCUGUGAAGGGCUCCUGUGGGCACAGUGCAAAUACAGCAAUGGUGAAUGGUGAUGGAGUGUAUGAGCACAUGGAGGAGGUGGAAGCAAAGCAAGAUAGGAAUGGGGAGGCUGAUGGAGGAGAGGAUUCAAAUGAACAGGAAUUGAUAGUGAUUCAGGACACAGGCUUCGCCGUUAAAAUACAAUCACCUGGGACAGAGCCAUUUGACCUCCAGGUUUCACCCCAGGAGAUGGUACAGGAGAUCCACCAGGUGUUGAUGGACCGUGAAGAUACCUGCCAUCGCACCUGCUUCUCCCUUCAGCUUGAUGGAAAUGUACUGGACAACUUUGCUGAGCUGAAAUCUAUUGAAGGCCUGCAGGAGGGCUCACUGCUCAAAGUGGUAGAAGAGCCAUACACAGUACGGGAAGCCCGUAUCCAUGUGCGCCAUAUCAGAGAUCUGCUGAAAAGUCUGGACCCCUCAGAUGCCUAUAAUGGAGUAGAGUGCAACUCCUUGUCUUUCCUCAGCAUCUUCACAGAUGGAGACCUGGGAGAGAGUGGUAAGCGAAAGAAAAAGGGCACAGAGUUGGAGCAGAUAGACUGCACCCCUCCAGAGCACAUCCUCCCUGGCAGCAAAGAUCGCCCUCUGGUGCCCCUCCAGCCACAGAACAAGGACUUUAAGCCUAUGCAGUGUCUAAAGGUCCUGACUAUGAGUGGCUGGAACCCUCCACCCGGUAACAGGAAGAUGCACGGUGACCUCAUGUACCUGUACAUCGUGACAGUGGAGGAACGCCAUGUUAGUGUCACUGCCUCCACGCGUGGUUUCUACCUCAACCAAUCAACUACUUACACUUUCAAUCCCAAACCAGCCAAUCCGAGCUUCCUGAGCCAUUCUCUGGUGGAGCUGCUCAGCCAGAUCAGUCCUGCCUUCAAAAAGAAUUUUUCUGCUCUGCAAAAGAAAAGGGUCCAGCGCCACCCGUUUGAGAGGAUAGCAACACCUUUUCAGGUGUACAGCUGGACAGCGCCACAGGUAGACCACGCCAUGGACUGCGUUCGAGCAGAGGACGCAUACACGUCUCGCCUCGGCUAUGAAGAGCACAUCCCAGGACAGACGAGAGAUUGGAAUGAGGAGCUCCAGACGACCAGAGAGCUUCCCCGGAAGAAUCUGCCUGAACGCCUGCUGAGAGAGCGAGCCAUAUUUAAGGUUCACAGUGACUUUGCAGCAGCUGCCACCCGUGGUGCCAUGGCAGUUAUUGACGGCAACGUAAUGGCCAUCAACCCAGGUGAGGAAACGCGUAUGCAGAUGUUCAUCUGGAACAACAUCUUCUUCAGCCUUGGCUUUGAUGUGCGGGACCACUACCGUGAGUUGGGUGGCGAUGCUGCCGCUCACGCAGCGCCCACCAAUGAUUUGAACGGUGUGCGAGCUUACGGGGCAGUGGAUGUGGAGGGUCUCUACACUCUGGGGACAGUGGUGGUGGAUUACAGAGGUUACCGUGUCACGGCCCAGUCCAUCAUCCCGGGCAUCCUGGAGCGCGAGCAGGAGCAGAGUGUCAUCUACGGCUCCAUUGACUUUGGGAAGACUGUUGUGUCUCAUAGCAAAUACUUGGAGCUGCUGGAGAAGACCAGCAGGCCACUCAAGGUUCACAGACACAACGUGCUAAACGAGAAGAAUGAGCCUGUGGAGCUGUGCUCCUCCGUGGAGUGUAAAGGCAUCAUUGGCAACGACGGACGCCACUAUAUCCUGGAUCUUCUUCGUACCUUCCCUCCUGACCUUAACUUUCUGCCUGUGGAGGAAGAGGAGUUGCCGCUAGAGUGUCAGCAACAAGGAUUCCCUCACCAGCACCGGCACCGCCUGGCAUGUCUUCGACAAGAGCUCAUUGAGGCCUUUGUUGAGCACAGAUACCUCCUCUUCAUGAAGAUGGCAGCGUUACAGCUCAUGCAGCAGAAAGCAAACAAGGACACCAACAAGAUCACUGCACCCAAUGUCCUUGCUCUGACUGUCACAGAAACGUCCCCAGACACAAACGCUGACAACAAGAUGCAGAAAACUGAUUCAGACGCUUCAGUCACACCAGCUGCAGAUAGUCCUCCUCUGGCAGACAUCACCUCUGCUGCCUCACUGGCAGCGAAUGGCAGUGAUGAAAACUCUCUGAAGCUCACAUGUAAUGGGCCUCUAGAUCCUGCAGUCACCCAAAAUGGUGAAUGCAAGAGCCCGCUGGAGGGUAAGGAGCUUGACGAAAAUAUUCCAGGAUUAGCUCAGGCCAAACAGCUGGCGGAGACCUUAGUUGCUGAAGACGGAUCUGGCAUUGAUCCUAAAAGCCGAGAUGUCGUCCUGAAUGCCUGCAAAGCAGUUGGCUCCAUUAGCAACACCAGUUUUGACAUUCGCUUCAACCCUGACAUUUUCUCACCAGGAGUGCGUUUCCCAGAUGACGGUGCAGAAGAUGUGCAGAAACAGAAGCAGCUACUCAAAGACGCUGCUGCCUUCUUAGUGUCCUGUCAGAUCCGGACACUGGUGAAAGAUUGUUUGGACCACAGUACCCUGCCCAUGGAUGGUGCUACUCUGACAGAGGCUUUGCACCAGCGGGGCAUCAAUAUUCGUUACCUGGGCACCGUGCUGGAAUUUGUGGAUAAGACUCCUGCUAAAGCACAACUUGAACACUUCUACAGAAUAGGAAUCAGUGAGCUGAUCACCAGAUGUGCAAAACAUAUCUUCAAGACUUAUCUUCAGGGUGUGGAGUUGUCUGCUCUCUCUGCUGCUGUAAGCCAUUUCUUGAACUGCUUCCUGAGCUCCUUCGCUGACGCUGUUGCCCACCUGCCUCCCGAUGAGCUGGUAUCUCGUCGAAAAAGCCGUAAACGUCGCAACAGAGUUGCCGGCAGUGGCGAUAACACUGUCUGGGCGAGCCUGACGCCCAGUGAGUUGUGGAAGAACAUUGCCUCUGAGGCCCAGAGCUAUUAUCACUUCACCGUACAGUGUGAAAGUGUGGACCAGGUGGUGGAGAAAUACGCUCUUCAGAAAAUCACGUUGCUGAGAGAAAUUUCUGUCAAAACUGGCAUCCAGAUUUUGAUCAAAGAGUACAACUUUGACAGCCGCCAUAAACCAGCCUUCACAGAGGAGGACAUCCUGAAUAUUUUUCCUGUUGUGAAGCACGUAAACCCGAAAGCCUCAGAUGCCUUCCACUUCUUCCAGAGUGGUCAGGUCAAAGUUCAGCAGGGUUUUCUGAAGGAGGGUUGUGAGCUCAUCAACGAGGCUCUCAACCUCUUCAACAAUGUCUAUGGUGCCAUGCACGUAGAGAUCUGUGCCUGCCUGCGGCUGCUGGCACGCCUUAAUUACAUCAUGGGUGACCAUGCUGAGGCUCUCAGCAACCAACAAAAGGCUGUUCUCAUGAGCGAAAGAGUGCUGGGUAUCGAGCACCCGAACACAAUUCAAGAAUAUAUGCACUUGGCUCUGUACUGCUUUGCCAAUGGCCAGCUGUCGACUGCCCUGAAGUUGCUUUACCGUGCCCGGUACCUCAUGCUGUUGGUUUGUGGGGAGGACCACCCAGAAAUGUCACUGUUAGAUAGUAAUAUUGGUCUAGUGUUACAUGGAGUGAUGGAGUAUGACUUAUCUCUGAGAUUCCUUGAGAACGCGUUGGCCAGCAAUGCAAAAUAUCAUGGACCACGAUCCCUCAAAGUAGCCCUGAGCCAUCAUUUGGUCGCAAGAGUUUACGAGAGCAAAGCUGAGUUCCGCUCGGCUCUCCAGCAUGAAAAGGAGGGCUACACCAUUUACAAGAACCAGGUGGGUGAGGCACACGAGAAGACAAAGGAGAGCUCAGAGUACCUGAAGUAUCUCACCCAGCAAGCAGUGGCUCUGCAGAGAACCAUGAACGAGAUCUACAAAAAUGGCUCCAAUGCCAGCAUCAUGCCCCUCAAGUUCACUGCUCCCAGCAUGACCAGUGUGCUGGAACAGCUCAAUGUCAUCAACGGCAUCAUCUUUAUACCUCUCAGCCAAAAGGAUCUGGAAAAUUUAAAGGCAGAAGUGCAGCGGAGACAGCAACUCCAGGAGCUUGGGAAAAGCGAGGAGCACACUGCAGACAGCCAACUGGAACUAGAUGAUAAAAUUCCCAUUGAUGAUUAACGUCCAACCACUUUCUGCUCCGAGGGAGGCCGUGAUACAACCGAGCCUGUGGACCCAAAGAACCAGGCACUCUAUAACAGCAGCAUUGAAAAGGAAGUGGGGGGGGAUGGGGGGGUCAGCACAGUCAAGAGAACUGUAGGCCUAGAAACAGAGCAGGAAUUUCCUACAAGGUAGGAGGAGAGGGUGGAGAAUGUACACACAAUGUGGAAUCCAAUGUAAAGAGCAACUGAAGAGAACUUGUCAAUGAAGCUGAGCAAAAAAUUACCACGAACUGUUUGGCAUUGCUGCAGCCGCUGGAAAGACCAAGAACGAUCACGACAGUGUAUACCAGAGCCUUAUCCGUUGUACCAUGAUUCAUCAAUGCUGCUGCUCCGCCCUCACUUUUCAUGUUUUACAACCUCCAAGAACCAAUACUUCAGCCACUGACUGUAGCGACUCGCCUCUCAACUUCGCUCCAACUCUCAUUGAGCGCCUACCCCGUCCUCGAGCUCAGGUCUAACUGUGCACUACCGCCGGAACAGUCACUAAAUUUGACUUUUCAUGUUGUGCAUCAGAAUGUAAGUUCCCACCUACAGCAGUGACCCGUCGCUCUCGCACGUCCCUGCUGCCUAACUAAUCCAGUCACCACAUCAGUUACAUAGUGUCGGUGCUUGAGUUGUCUCCUGCUUCCUGUUUCUCUGCAAAAAUGGACGUUGAGCUCUCAAUCAGUCUUGAAGUUUUAUUCACUCGCUAUAUUGUUUAACAAACAUUUGAUCAAGAUGCACAGGAGCGUGAAGAAGGUAUUGCAGAGCUGUUGAUUAAUUUAAGCCACGUGUGUUUUAUAGAAAAUGUAUUAAAUGGGGAAAAGGUGUACAAAUCUCUAAUGGGUUUAGACGCGUACCUGAUGUUGAUGGAAAUGCAGAUUUGAAAACGUCCAUCUUAAGCAGUAGAUGAUAUAAUAGCUGUUUAAUCUAUUUUUACACAUUAAAAGAAAAUGUGCAUGUGUGUACGUGUGUGACGGUGUGCGUCUCUGUGUAUUCCAACAUAAAAUGGAUUGUUGCUGCUGCAAUGUAGUUCCAACGGAUGCUGAUGUUUUAUUUUUGUGUGUGGGGGAAAAAAUCUGCUGGAUGGCUGGUGCUUCUUCUUAAAACAAGGUAAACCCGAUCAUGUACGGAUUUAUAAUGAAAGCAGCUUCAUCACCGUUUAACAGGUGUUCAGCAUCGGCAACCACCACCAAGCAUUUUUCUUUGCCUGCCUCUUAUUGCAUCUUUUCAUUUUGAAUUGGAACAGUCAGGUGUUCACUCGUGAGUAUUUAGUGCACUUUCUCUUGCUGUUUGAACAUGAUUACAGCACUACAUAAAAUGAGAUAAAAGAAGGGCUGCUUCAGUCUGUUGUACCAAAUAAAAUGACAAAGGUGAUAAGAUUUAGCUAUUUCUCUACUCAUGCAAUGUAUCCCU
Molecule: messenger RNA, 5865 nt
Organism: Thalassophryne amazonica
Lineage: Eukaryota; Metazoa; Chordata; Actinopteri; Batrachoidiformes; Batrachoididae
Gene: cluha
Product: clustered mitochondria (cluA/CLU1) homolog a
Exons: 27
Coding region: 239-4429 (1396 amino acids)
Biological process (GO): intracellular distribution of mitochondria
Cellular component (GO): cytoplasm
Molecular function (GO): mRNA binding; protein binding
Source: RefSeq, a predicted model, not a curated record